AAUGUUAUGCAUCUGGCAACACUGGCCGCGGACGGUUCGUUUGUGGCGUUUAGUAAAUUUAUUAAAAACAAGCCUUGCUGGCGGUUUCUUUAACUGCAAUAAUUGUUUGUCGGCUGUGCGAAGCGAGUGAAGUGCGCUGAAGGCGGGAUUUGUUUGAGGGGGGCACAGUGGAUAUGUCAACUACGGUGAACACUAGCUAAAUUCAACGACAACAAACCCAGUAAUCGCCAAACAACGCGAGUGUACGCACAUUGCUUUCCCACUGGCUCAGCAUUUAAUUUUCCGUCUGACAUCAUUCGCGGGUGAAUCUCCGAGUGUUUCGCUUUCGGUUUCAGUUUGAAUUCUUAGAUUGCUUAGAAACAUCCAGUUUUUUGGUUUUUUGUUUUGUGGAGCCACGAGCUUAUUCCCUGCAUCAAUUGCUCUUCUUCCACUGCCGGCAGUUCGAGAAUCGUAAUGCGUGGAAGUCGGUGCCGCUGCGCAGCCGCCGAGAAAGUGCCGAAAGAUUCAGGACUUGAGAAGGAGUCACUCGAAACGAGGGAGCAGCAGGAUAAGAAGGAGCAGCAGGAUCAGCAGGACCAGCUGGAUCGCUGGUAACAGACCGCUGGAGGGAUCUGCGAUCGAUCGACUUCCCAAAAAAGAACAAACUGCCGCCAGACAUUCACCUCGCUCUUCCCUAGCCACCAAUCAUGUAUUCGGCGGUCCGCACCCACGACUACGACUACCCCGAAUCUGAAAUGGACGAGCGGGAGAGUCUGUACUUCGACACCAUAUCGCUGGCGGAAUCGGAGGCGGCGGCUGCUGCGGCGGCGCAUCGCAAAUCGAUCUCGCAGUCGCGCAACACCAUCUACCACUCGGCGGUCGAUCUGGCGGGCGACGAGGGAGGAGGAGGAGGAGGAGCAGGAGGAAGGGUGCGCCUGGGCGGCGGAGUAGCCGCCGAGCACGCGGCGCUAGCCUGGCAACCCGGAUACCGCCAGUCGACGGCACUGGAGCACCUCAACGGCGGUGGCGGUGGCGGAGGUGGUGGUGGUGAUCAAACGGAUGCCGCAUUCGCCGCCCAAAUAAUUGCCCUGCAAAACGGACGAAACCACCUGCCGCCCAACGGGAUUGGUGUGACCGGAGAUGGAGGACAAGGAGGUGGUGACGAUGAGGUCUCUAGACGUCUGUUAAGAACUAGUAGCAACAUUUCUAAUAAAGAUAAGAAAUUGCCAAUAACAUACUCCCAGUGGAAAUCAAGGACGUACAGACGCUUCGACGAUGGCAAGCGGAGCGUGGACUUUGUGCUGGCGUACAAUGGAGAGACCCAGCUGGAGGAGCACCGGCGCAAGUGCGAGAUCUUUGAGGCGAAUCUGCAGCGGGAGGGCUUGCAGCUGGAGCACAACAAGGUGCAGCGCGUUCACUUCAUCAAGAUCCAUGCGCCGACGGAGGUGCUGUAUCGCUAUGCGGAAAUACUCAAGAUCAAGGUGCCGCUCAAGCCCAUUCCCGGCCAGGAUCAAAUCUUCGCCGAGUCGGCGCACGAGUUCAAGACCUGCUGCAGUCGCAUGUGCAAGAGCCUCUUCAGUUCCGUGCAGCUGAAUACGGCCCUAUUCCCGGAACGCGAGCCGCGCAUCCAUCUCGAGUUCUCCCGCAACUACCUGGAGCUGUACGACACGGAGCACCCGAACUUUCUCGACGCCAGCACCCGCUACUCCAUCAUCAAUUUCAUUCUGCAGCGCCAGCAUUUCGUGGAGGGCGAGGAGACGGCCGACAAUCUGGGCAUCGAGAAGCUCGUCCAGGAUGGCGUCUACACCUGCGCCUACACCUUGCACGAUAAAGAUGAUCGCGAGCGGCUGCUAAAGGAGUGGGCCAACAUAUCCAAGUGGAAGAACCUGCAACCACUGGACCAAAUCAAAGACUAUUUCGGAGCAAAGGUGGCACUCUACUUUGCCUGGCUGGGAUUCUACACGCAAAUGCUGAUACCCAUUAGCAUAUUCGGCGUGCUCUGCUUCCUGUACGGCUUCGUCACGUGGAGCAGCGAUCCGAUUAGCCGGGACAUUUGCGACGACAAUGGGACGAUCAUGUGUCCGCAGUGCGACCGCAGCUGUGACUAUUGGCGACUGAACGAGACGUGUACCUCCUCCAAGUUCAACUAUCUGAUAGACAACAACAUGACGGUGGUGUUCGCCUUUUCGAUGGCCAUUUGGGCAGUGGUGUACCUGGAGUUCUGGAAACGCUACUCGGCGGGUCUGGUGCACCGCUGGGGACUGACUGGCUUCACCCACCACGUGGAGCACCCGCGUCCGCAAUACUUGGCCAAAAUAUCCCGCACCAAAAGGCUGGCCGGCAAAGCUUACGGGCAGGACCAGACUGGCAAGCGGAACGUCUUGGAUCCGGAUGUGCCCUUCUGGAGCAUCAAGUUCCUGCCAAACUUCACCAGUUACAGCAUCAUGGUAUUGUUUAUUUGCAUAUCAGUCAUUGCCAUAGCGGGCAUAAUCAUCUAUAGAAUGGCACAGCGAGCCUCGCACAGCAUUUUGGGCAGUGAGAACUCCAUGACCUUUAAGGUUAUGAUAUUGCCCAUGACGGCGGGCAUCAUCGACCUAAUAGUGAUCUCGCUGCUGGACAUGGUUUACUCCAAUUUGGCAGUGAAGCUAACCAACUACGAGUACUGUCGCACCCAGACGGAGUACGACGAAAGCCUAACUAUCAAAAACUAUGUGUUCCAGUUCGUCAAUUACUACUCCUCGCUCUUCUACAUCGCCUUCCUCAAGGGCAAGUUCGUCGGCUAUCCGGCGAAGUACAACCGCGUGCUGGGCUUUCGCCAGGAGGAGUGCAAUCCUGGCGGCUGCCUUAUGGAGCUCUGCAUGCAGCUGGUUAUUAUUAUGGCUGGCAAGCAGGUGGUCAACGCCAUUGUGGAGAUGCUCAUCCCCUACCUGAUGCGCACCUUCAAGGAGCUGAGCUACCGCCACGGCUGGUACAAGAGCCACCAGGACCAGCGUCUGGUGCCCUACAACCAGUUCACCGAGGACUACAAUCUACUGCCUGCCCAGAACAACUCGCUCUACGCGGAGUACCUCGAAAUGGUUGUGCAAUUCGGCUUCAUCACACUGUUUAGUUUGGCCUUCCCGUUGGCGCCGCUGCUGGCCCUGCUGAACAAUGUGAUCGAGGUGCGCCUGGACGCCAUCAAGAUGCUGCGCUUCCUGCGGCGGCCCGUGGGCAUGCGAGCCCGCGACAUUGGGGUUUGGCACAGCAUUAUGACCGUCGUCACCCGGAUCGCCGUGGCCUCGAGUGCAAUGAUAAUCGCAUUUAGCACGAACCUCGUACCGAAAAUCGUGUACGCCGCCUCAAUGGGUGAUCCCGAGCUGAACAACUAUCUGAACUUCACGCUGGCUGUGUUCAACACCAAGGACUUCCAGGUGCAGCCACUGCUCGGAGGCAGUCAGCAUGUGAACGAGACGGUGUGCCGCUACACCGAGUUCCGAAACCCGCCGGACGAUCCGCAUCCCUAUAAGCGUCCCAUGAUAUAUUGGAAGAUACUGACGGGUCGCUUGGCCUUCAUCGUCAUCUAUCAGAACAUUAUCACCAUGAUGCAGGGCAUCCUGCGCUGGGCCGUGCCGGAUGUGUCAGGUCGCCUGCUGAAGCGCAUCAAGCGGGAGAACUUCCUCUUGCGGGAGCACAUCAUCGAGUACGAGAAGCAGCACGCCAUGAAAAUGGUGCAGACGGAACGCAACGGCCAGCAGAAGUCGGAUGGUGAACUGCGGCGGCGCAACAAUGAAACGGUGAUCCGGAGCCGCGACGAGGCCACCUCCUUUGUGUAGGGAGCGGCGAAUGGGAGCUGCAUGUUCGUCAGAUCAUUCCUUGGUUUCCCCCACCCCCAGCAACAUGUAGUUAGCCAAACUUUUGUACAUACCGACACGCGAAUAGCUAGGGAUUGUCGACUGCUAUCGCAUGGAUGCAGUGCUUCGUACUUAUGAUGAUUUUUGUACUGCGUUUGCGUGGGAAGUGCUCAACGAAUAUGGGGAGUCGGAGCCCCGAGUCAAGCAACUGCAUUUUUAUACAUACACGAAUAGGAUUUUAUAUUGUUACUUGAUGGACUCGUGAUGGACUCCUCGCUGGGAGUCGAGUAUAUUGAAUCAUCACCCGGUUGGAUCACAGUGAGGCCAAGUCGCUCGAGCAGCACACAGUUCUAGAGAUAUGUACUUGAACAUUUAAAUUAUAUACACACCCACACCCACACACACACCACACGUCCAAAGUGCAUUAACAACGAGUAUUUAUAAUUUAGAGACGGCGGAACUCCUGGUGGCCACCUCGGCACAACCAUGUUGGAUCGGUCAUGAGCAAAACGAUUACGAAUUAAACACCACAAGAUGUGUGCGAGCUGAACAAGCUGGCACCCAUCCAGACACUAAGAAACAAUCCAAUGUACCUAACAAUGUUGCCCACAAACCGAGAAGCGAACCCAAGUGCGGUUCAUCCUCCCCACAAAACCAUUGUUUUUAUUGUUGAUUAUUGCCAAGCGAGAGCGAGCGCAUUGCACAUUUCGCAAUAUUUUGUAGAACUCUAAAUGCUACUUACCAGUGCGUACUAUAUAGUGAAUUGUUGUUUUGAUAAACAUAUUUAUACGAUACAAACUAAAACUAAUCAUAGCAGCUACGAUUACGAUAGAGAUUAAGCCAGAAAGCAAUUGUGUUGUGUGCCGGAAACGAAAUAACAAAUAAAUGAAAUGGGUUUAACUCCAUUACUGUGAACGGUGA
This is a messenger RNA of Drosophila erecta, 4730 nucleotides long. RefSeq names its product anoctamin-6. The transcript has 10 exons. NCBI's taxonomy places the organism in Eukaryota, Metazoa, Arthropoda, Insecta, Diptera, Drosophilidae. Gene Ontology annotation, molecular function: protein dimerization activity; chloride channel activity. The coding region runs from base 687 to 3791 and encodes 1034 amino acids. The record is from RefSeq and is a predicted model, not a curated record. Gene Ontology annotation, cellular component: plasma membrane. Gene Ontology annotation, biological process: chloride transmembrane transport.